Phyllopteryx taeniolatus (common seadragon) is the source of this 3680-nucleotide messenger RNA. RefSeq names its product dishevelled segment polarity protein 2 (gene dvl2). Gene Ontology annotation, biological process: canonical Wnt signaling pathway; intracellular signal transduction. Gene Ontology annotation, cellular component: cytosol. Lineage: Eukaryota; Metazoa; Chordata; Actinopteri; Syngnathiformes; Syngnathidae. The record is from RefSeq and is a predicted model, not a curated record. The transcript is spliced from 14 exons. Gene Ontology annotation, molecular function: frizzled binding. Bases 357 to 2756 code for a protein of 799 amino acids.
UCCUCCCCCCGGUGUGUUUUUGUUGGGGAGGGGGGGCGGGGGGAAGUUGGUCCGAGUUUGGUUCGCGUAAAUGUGGCCUUUCCUUCGCUAUUGUAGUUAAAAUGUGAGUGUGGCUCUUUAUCUUAGCCGAAAGAGCGACGGGCCGGUUUUUUGUUGUUGUUUUUUUUUGACGAGGUGGGCUUCGAGCUAAGGCAGGGGAGGGGAAAGGAAAAAAAAAAAAAAACGAAAUCUCAGAGGCCACCGACCAUCGUUUCACCUCUGCCGUCUCGUUAGCCGCCUAGCCUGCUAGCUGGCUCAACUUUUGUCGGCUUCGGCGAGGACCAACAACAGCAACAAGAAGAAAAACAGCCGCGGACAUGGCGGAAACCAAAAUAAUCUAUCACAUUGAUGAAGAGGAGACGCCGUAUUUGGUGAAGAUACCCAUCGGCGCCGAAAGUAUCACUCUGCUGGAUUUCAAGCAAGUCUUGAACAAGCCCAACUACAAGUUCUUCUUCAAAUCUAUGGACCAAGACUUUGGGGUCGUGAAGGAAGAGAUUUCGGAUGACGGCGCCAAGUUGCCGUGCUUUAACGGUCGUGUGGUGUCCUGGCUGGUGUCUUCUGAUGCUCCAGCGCCCGAGCCUGCCGCCCCAGCGGCGCUCCCCCCCGCGGAGACGUCCGCCCAGCCUUCGCCCCCUCCGCCGCCCCUGCCGCCCCCGCCUGCAGAGAGGACCGGCGGCAUUGGAGACUCCAGACCGCCCUCCUUCCAUCCCAACGCGACGGGCAGCGUGGAGACUUUGGACGAGCAGACCGAAACAGAGUCAGUUGUUUCCUUCAGGAGAGAGAGACCUCGGCACAGGGAGAGCGUGGAGCAGCACGGGCCUCGCAUGAACGGCCAGAGUCGCCUGGAGCGGCACUUGGCAGGCUACGAGAGCUCCAGCACGAUGAUGAGCAGCGAGCUGGAAACCACUAGCUUCUGCGACUCCGAGGACGACGACACCAUGAGCAGGUUCAGCAGCGCAACAGAACAGAGCACGGCCUCGAGACUCUUGAAACGGCAUCGACGACGCAGGAAACAGCGCCCGCCUCGCUUGGAGAGGGCUUCUUCCUUCAGCAGUGUGACAGAUUCCACAAUGUCCUUGAACAUCAUCACUGUCACCCUGAACAUGGAGAAGUACAACUUCCUGGGCAUCAGCAUCGUGGGCCAAAGCAACGAAAGGGGCGACGGCGGCAUCUACAUCGGCUCCAUCAUGAAGGGCGGCGCCGUGGCCGCGGACGGACGCAUCGAACCUGGUGACAUGCUGUUGCAGGUCAACGACAUCAACUUUGAGAAUAUGAGCAACGACGACGCCGUGCGAGUGCUGAGGGAGAUUGUGCACAAGCCGGGGCCCAUCAUCCUCACUGUGGCCAAGUGCUGGGACCCCUCCCCGCAAGGUUACUUCACUCUGCCGCGUAACGAACCCAUCCGGCCAAUUGACCCAGCAGCAUGGGUCAGCCACUCGGUAGCCAUGACUGGCGCCUACCCGGCCUUCCCGGGCAGCUCGUCCCUCAGCACCAUCACCUCCUCCUCCUCCGUCAUAGAGACCGAGCGUGAGCGUCCGGCGAUAAUACCUUUUGGCGUUGACGUGGUUCAGUUUCACACGAGCGUCAUCUGGCUGUGGCUUGAAAAUGUCUUCAAUCUCUCCACAGGAUUCGACGACUUCAAUUUGUCGCUGCACUCUGACAUGGCGUCCGUCGCCAAGGCCAUGGCCUCGCCGGAGUCGGGGCUGGAAGUACGGGACCGCAUGUGGCUCAAAAUCACCAUCCCCAACGCGUUCCUCGGCUCGGACGUGGUGGAGUGGCUGUUCCACCACAUCGAGGGAUUCCAGGACCGCCGUGAAGCCAGGAAGUAUGCCAGCAAUCUGCUGAAGGCCGGCUUCAUUCGUCACACGGUCAACAAGAUCACCUUCUCGGAACAAUGCUAUUAUGUCUUCGGGGACUUAAGUGACUGUGAGAAUUAUAUGGCCAACCUGUCCCUGAACGACAACGACGGCUCCAGCGGGGCGUCAGACCAGGACACCUUGGCGCCGCUGCCCCUGCCCGGGGCGUCGCCGUGGCCCAUGAUGCACACGUUCCCCUAUCAGCCCUACGCCGCCCACCCUUACUCCAGCCAGCCGCCCCCGUACCACGAGCUCACCAGCUACAGCUACACCCCCGGAAGCACCGGCAGCCAGCACAGCGAAGGGAGCCGAAGCAGCGGCUCGACGCGGAGCGAAGGCGAGCGGCGCCGCGGCGGCAAAGGGUCCGGCAGCACGGUGGGCGGCGGGGAGAAGUCUCCGUGCGGGGGAGACGGCGGCGGGGGCGACUCGCGCUCCGGCAGCGGCAGCGAAUCGGAAUACUCCACCCGCAGCAGCUUGAGGCGGGGCCACGGCUCGGCCGCUCCCAGCGAGCACAGCCACGCCUCGUCCCAGCGGUCGCAUCAUCACCGCAUGCCGCAGCCCCCCCACAUGUCGCCCUACCCCCCGGGCAUACUGCCUUACAACCCCAUGAUGGUGAUGAUGGUACCCCAGCACCCGCACCCGGCCAUGGCGGGCGCUCACGCCCUUCCGCACGCCCAGCAGCUCCCCGCGGCCCCCGCCCACCCGACUCUGCCGCCGGCCCUCUCUUCGGCUUCCGCCGGACCCCCCGGCGCGCCGCCCACCCGCGACUUGGGCUCCGUGCCCCCCGAGCUGACCGCGUCCCGCCAGUCCUUCCACCUGGCCAUGGGCAACCCCAGCGAGUUCUUCGUGGACGUCAUGUAGUCGUCACGGCGACGGCUGACCGCCCGCGCGACGCUCCCGCUGGUUUUGGCGCUCGUUCGUUGUGCCCCUCGCGAGGGCCGAUUGGAUCGAGGGCACUUGUAAUGAAUUUGGUGAGAACAGGGUUACGUAUUGACAAAAUAAGAUGUUCAACCAGUGAAUGUGCAAGUUAAGAUAGUAGUCUCAUCUGAUUCAGUCCGACUCCAGUUCUGGAACGUAUCAACCUUAGCGCGCCUUUUCGGGACGCUGCUCAAUGCCUCUUUGUCCCGUCGUUUUUCAAACACCAAGGCAAUCCAGAACGUGCGCAAAUCUCUUGAACACGAAAGGUUACAAAGUCCCGCACGAAGGAUUAGAUCCUUUCGGGACGCCGUUUUUGAGUGCCGUACUUGGUGCAUUGGUAUUAACGCUCCAGGCGGGUACGUGGCGUCAUUCUUCGAAAGAUUUGGUUUUUUUACGGCAUUGUUUGACAAUGAAACGCGUACGCAUCUUCCUCCGUUUCAACACGCGACAACCGAGCUCUAGCGCGAAAGACAAAAAGGUCCAAAAAAAAUCAAAAAAAUAGCUCGUCAACUUUUGUGUUCUGUUGUCACGUAUCGAAUUGUGAAGUGUACUGUACGUUGGCUGCUUUGUGGUACAAGUUGGUAAAAACAAAACCAUGCAGAUAGCGGUACUGGGGGAGUAAUACAUUGUAGAUUUUAAGUUACUGUGAUCCACAAUUCUGUUCUUGUUUUGUGUUACUGACUCACAUUAUUCCCACAUUUCAUUUUUUUUUUUUUUUUUGUACGAGUGACUAUAUAGAUUUUGUAUAACCCAAAUAUCAAGGUGCGAAAUGAAAAGUCAUCGUUGGAGGUGUGAGAUUGCAUGUCUCAUUGAUUUCAUAUUGUCACCUUUUGUGUCAAAAGAAUAAAACUUGAUUUUGUCGCUCUA